AUGGAGGUUCCCGACAGAGUGAUUAAGAAUCUGCUCAAGAUAGCUCGCGAAGCUCUGGAGAAAAAGUCUGCUGAGCAUCCGUCUCUGCCUGGGUCAGAAGAGGCCUCAUGCACGGCGGAAGUGCUCCAUGAUUGUAACCUUCUCAUUCGGCUUGCCAGCCAGCUCGCGGACUGGAAGGAGAAGCAUGCGCAAAGAAUGCACGCGAUGGACGAAAUGCAGGAGCUGGAGUCAUACAUGGAGGACUCGCUCUGGGACGGGGUCGAUAAGCCGGAGGUCUUGCUUCUUUCAGUCUACUUUUUCCAAACGAAGACCGUUAUUGCCCUGGGGCUCGAAGAGGAGACAAUCUUGUCAGACAUCAACCGCAAGCUCAAGGCAUGCAAAGUGUUUUUCAGCGGUAGAGAAGAGAGGAUGAUUGGCGUUGUGGCCAACAAUGAGCGUUUCGCGGCGAAGAUUAUCAAGGCACUCGAAAUCGCGGCCGACUACGCCACAUGUCCAGAGUGGAACGAAGACCUUGUAAAUGAAUUGUAUUCUCUAUCUAGAGAAGCUGCGGCUGCCUACAUACCAUAA
Messenger RNA from Cladophialophora psammophila CBS 110553, 567 nucleotides. RefSeq lists its product as uncharacterized. The record is from RefSeq and is a predicted model, not a curated record. Bases 1 to 567 code for a protein of 188 amino acids. NCBI's taxonomy places the organism in Eukaryota, Fungi, Ascomycota, Eurotiomycetes, Chaetothyriales, Herpotrichiellaceae. The transcript has a single exon.